UGAGUGCGUGCCACCAUUGCGCGCUAUUCGAUUGGCGACUACCAUGCAGGGUUGGUGAGAAACGGAAAAAGCCGGUUCCCAUCAGCAGAGGGACGAGCGAGCGUCGUCGGCGUGCUGUGCUUUCGUCGUUGCUAGGCCGCGCGGAAGACGGGGCAACCUCCUCGCCGGUCAGGUCCGUUUCAUCGCCGGUGUGGCCCCGCUGCUUGCGUGCUGUCGUCGUGGCCGCGUGGACGCCGUCGGCAUGGCCUCCCAGCCGCUGAACGUGGUCCUUUUCGUUGGAAGCUGCCGCACAGAACGCAUAGCCGAGCGCCUCAAGCGCCACGUCACCGCGCUGCUCCAGAAAAGGGGACACCAAGUCAGCGUCGUUGAUCCCGAGGAUGAGCCCAACCUGCUGGCGGUGCGCAAGCCUUUGCAUUUCCAUGGGCCCGACGAAGUGCCUCCGGCGUGGCUCAGCCGGCUGCACGACAAGGUGAAGGGGGCAGACGGCUACCUGGUGCUGUGCCCAGAGUACAACCGCUGCAUCGCGCCCGCACUGAGCAGCGCCAUGGACCAGUUCCCACCGGACUCUUACCGCCACAAGCCGUGCGCCAUCAUCGCCUACAGCAUCGGCAACGGAGCCGGCCUGGCUGCCGCGAUGCAACUGCGCAGCUUCCUGGGCGAGCUGGGCAUGGUGACGGUGCCGUUCAUCAGCCUUAACGCCAAGGUUGAGACGCUGGUCGCCGAGGAUGGCUCGGCCUCAGACGACGGUUUCUCGCAGCGCAUCGCGAAGCUACUGGCCGAGCUGGAGUGGUACGGGGUGGCACUCAGGAACCAAGCGGCGGCCUGCGGUCUUCCGGGCGAAUAGACAUUUGAGAUGGAAUCGAAUAGAGCCGUUACUACCAAAAAUACGCAGUCUCUGAUCUGCCUUAGGAAGGUGCAAGCAAAUUAUCCGCAUGCACCGUGCUCUUCAAAGAGUUUGAAGCAUCGCUGUGUAGACGAGUGUACGUUUCUCCCACCAGUUUAAAUAUUGUCAGUGAAUAUAACAAAAUUUAUUAAAACAUUUGUUCGUUUGGAGUUCACAGAGCUUAGGACAUGUCAAAAUAUUUGUGAACUGUUAGAAAAAUAUUCGCAGUGGUAAAAUUCUUUGAUUCGAUACUUUUUCGUAUAUUCGCGCACCCCUGCUUGAAAGAGAAUUUUGCACCGUCUGCCGACACUUCGGGCUUGAGAUGCUGUGAGUAACUCCAAUGUAUCGAAAAUAAAAGUGCUUACUCAACGA
Molecule: messenger RNA, 1255 nt
Organism: Rhipicephalus microplus (southern cattle tick)
Lineage: Eukaryota; Metazoa; Arthropoda; Arachnida; Ixodida; Ixodidae
Product: quinone reductase
Cellular component (GO): cytosol
Molecular function (GO): oxidoreductase activity; FMN binding
Source: RefSeq, a predicted model, not a curated record